CCAAAAUUCCAGUACCGUGCUGGAGAUUGGAAUCUGGAGAAAGCGGAAGAAACCCUAACUGAGUUUCCGAAUUUGUCGUAACGUAAAAUUUCGGUAUCGCAUUCUUUUCGAUUGUUUUUGUCUCUUUGAUUCUCCGGUUGGAUACUCGCGAUCAACCCGUACAUCAAAAUCGAUUCUUACACUGCAAUUCAGUUUGAAUCGACAUGGCUAGUAGCUCGUUCAAGUUGGAACACCCGCUUGAGAGGAGACAAGCUGAAGCUUCUCGCAUUCGGGAGAAGUAUCCAGACAGAAUUCCAGUGAUCGUUGAGAAGGCUGACAGAAGUGAUGUCCCCGGCAUUGACAAGAAAAAAUACCUUGUACCGGCUGAUCUAACCGUGGGGCAGUUUGUGUAUGUUGUCCGUAAAAGGAUCAAGCUUGGCGCCGAAAAGGCCAUCUUUGUCUUUGUCAACAACACGUUACCACCAACUGCUGCAUUGAUGUCUUCAAUCUAUGAAGAGAACAAAGACAGAGACGGGUUUCUCUACAUGACUUACAGUGGGGAGAACACCUUUGGUUAGGCUUGUUUUUCUGUGUAAUCUGUUUCAUGGCUCCACAUGUACAUAUAUACUUAUUUAACUUCGAAUUAUGUAAAUUAUGUAAAUGUUGUGUAGUUGAAUCCUUCCUCUUCCCCUGCACAA
Tarenaya hassleriana is the source of this 677-nucleotide messenger RNA. Its product is annotated as autophagy-related protein 8C. The coding region runs from base 204 to 557 and encodes 117 amino acids. Gene Ontology annotation, biological process: cellular response to nitrogen starvation. The record is from RefSeq and is a predicted model, not a curated record. Lineage: Eukaryota; Viridiplantae; Streptophyta; Magnoliopsida; Brassicales; Cleomaceae. The transcript has 6 exons.